Molecule: messenger RNA, 7124 nt
Organism: Thrips palmi
Lineage: Eukaryota; Metazoa; Arthropoda; Insecta; Thysanoptera; Thripidae
Gene: Set1
Product: histone-lysine N-methyltransferase SETD1
Exons: 25
Coding region: 329-5158 (1609 amino acids)
Cellular component (GO): Set1C/COMPASS complex
Molecular function (GO): RNA binding; histone H3K4 methyltransferase activity; protein binding
Source: RefSeq, a predicted model, not a curated record
AGGUUUAACAUUCGAAAAAACGUAAUGAAUCUGUUUGUACUGGAUUGAAGCUUAAAGAAGCAAUUCUAUAUGUUCAAUCUAGGUGUUUCGCUAUGGGCCGAGGUUUGGUUGAAUGUUAAUGGUUAUCAAGGAAACAAUGUUGGAGCGGCCGAAGUCGUGGUCGUUGUAAAGCAUUGACUUUAAAGAAAUGAUGAAAUACUUUUAUUUUGAAAGAAUUUGUGUUCAAAUUGUUAUGAAAAUCUGAUGGCUUAAUUAAGACGUCACCCCUGCAGCUUUGCAGCCUGGCCAAGGCAGGGCCAACCAUCGUUUCCACUUAAAACCUAACACAAUGAGCACAGCCAUGGAUUCCAGUAAUUCGUUCAAUCGACCGGGAUCCCAUCAGAAUGCGCAACAUCCCAAUCCAAAUCAUCCUAUGCACCACAAAAACAGAAAUUUUAAGCUCAUGAAUGACCCAUUUUUAGCCAAGGGUGGUGUAAAAACAUACCGAUAUGAUGGUGUCCCUAUCGAUGCUACACAACCUCUUGUUAUUUGUCGAGAUCCACGUUCAGCUCUUACCAGAAUUUGGGCCCGACUAGACCAACUUGAUCUUCCUAUUCCUAGGUUUAAGAUUGAUGACAACUAUGUUGGUGAUCCUCCCCCCGUAGAAAUUACAAUUUCUAAUCUUAAUGAUAACAUAGAUAAAACAUUUUUAGGUGACAUGGUUCAAAAAUUUGGUGUUGCUGAAGAGCUCACUAUAUUUUAUCACCCUUUAUCAAACAAACAUCUUGGUUUGGCUCGAGUAGUGUUUGAGCAGACCAAAGCUGCAAAAGCCUGUGUGGACAAACUGAAUGACACGUCUGUCAUGGGCAAAGUUUUGAGAGUUUUCCUAGAUCCAUUUGGAAAUGAGUGCCGGAAAACCUUUGAGUCUUUAACAGAAGAAAAGAAGGAAAUUCCAAAGGAAAAAGAGAAGGAGAAAGUCAAAGAGGAGGAAAAGGAAGAGAAAAAGGUUGUCAAGAAGCCAUCUAAAGCUCCUGUAGAGCAUGAGGCUGAGCCAGCACCCAACCACAAAGUGGAUGUGCAUAGAUAUGACAAUGCUCACUCAAGACUUCACAGUGAUUAUCCUACACCCUCCAGUGAUCAUGGAUACCGAACAGGAUCAAGCGAAAACAGUUCAUACAUUGGUACUUCUGAUAGGUCAUAUAAUCAGUAUCCCCAUUCAACCCCGGGGUCCGCUUCAAACCACUCCUCUCAGCACUACCCUCCUUAUGACUUUCAUAGUCAUUAUCCUGUAAACUACCACUCCCAGCCACCUCCUGGUUACCCACCUGGCCUUCCCCCCACUGCAAACCAGUGGCCCCAUCAAUGGCCACAUCCCCCAGACGCGAGAGCAAUGAAUCCGAAUCCGGCUCUACCACCAGCAAAUGAUGUUCAUCAGUGGAGUGGUUACACCGCGGGCACUGAUACUAGAAACACGUCAAGCAAGUCAAAGAAGAAAGAUAAAUCAAAACGGAAAGGUGCUGAUGCUAACACUGAUGAUGGCAAACUUGAUCUUGAUACCAGAAUAGAAAUGUUAUUGAAAGGGAAAGUAGGGGUAGCCCCUGCUUUUCUUCAGUUGGGUAUGAGCUCUGACGAGGAAGAUGAUCAACACCGAAGUAAAGUUGCCUCUCGGCGAUCCUCCAGUUCUUCUCGGCACCAGAAGAGACAAGGGAAACAUAAAAAUCAUGCAACAUCUAGUGGUGAAUCAGAUGGAGAAGCCAAGGAAGCUGAAAAAUUAAAUGAGGUUCCUGAAGCACCGAUUGAAAAAGAACCACUGUCAACCCCUCCAUCACCUUUUUUGACUCAAGAAAUAUAUUUACAGUGUCAUCAGGAGUAUGUUGAAGUGCUUUUGAAAGAAAGAGAGGAAAGAUUAAAUCACAAAUCAUCAAAGAGCAAAUCUCAAAACAGUACCAAAAAAUCAAAUGAGGAGCUUCACAGUGAAAUCAGCAGCAGUGAAGAUGAGAUUUUGACUGGUGGUGCAUGCAAUAAUGAUGAUAGUCAGCAAUCACAAGUCAGUUGUGAUGAUGAACUUAGUCGAUUAGAUGUAAUACCUUCUCUAACUUUUAACAAAGGUUCAGAAGAUGGUCACAGAUGCACCCCAUUACAAGAUGAACUGAAUGGUCAAGAUGAUGACAGAAUGUCUCUGUCAAGUUUAAGUUCUGGAGAUGAGAAAAUAACUGUAGAAACUCCUGUAUUCACACCUCAUGUCCCACCACCAGCUAUCCCAACCCAUCUACCUCCACCAACCCAUUUACCCCCUCCCCAUUUGGCUUCAUCCUAUCCACCACCGGGUUAUGGCUAUAGUCAACAAGUACCAUAUUAUCCUGGACAACCACCACCACCUAACAUACCUUAUGGUACCCCUUAUCCUGCCUACCCUGUACCACCUGGACAAGAUCCAUCAUAUUACAAUCUUGCUUAUCAGGGUUACCAGACAGGUGACGGACGCUAUCCUGUUCACUCCAGUGCUUACACUCACCCAGCAGCUUAUCCCUACCCUGCGUAUCCAACCCAGGCUGGUAUGCCGGGUCAAGAAAAUGAGCAAGGUCACAUAAUUCAGGGAGUAAUUGACAAAGUUAUAGCUGAACUAAAAGCUAUAUUAAAGCGAGAUGUCAACAAAAAAAUGAUAGAGAACACUGCUUUUAAAUCCUUUGAGAGUUGGUGGGAUCAGGAAGAAAGUAAAGCCAAAGCUUCAUCAGCAGAAAUUGUUGAGCCAGGAAGUGCUGAAAAGAUUACUAAGCCAUCCACUAUUUCCACAACUCGCGAGCCAGUGGAGACGACUAGUUUGACUGGGUUUGGUUUGGGCUUCAGAGCUGCAAUUCCCAAAAUGCCAUCAUUCAGGCGGAAACGGAAGGUUCCUUCUCCAACUUUAGAUGAAGAUGGUUCCUCCAGACCUGGUGCCCUCAGUGAUGAAGAGAUUGUGAGGCAGUCUGAUUCUGACUCUCAGACUGGAGCAUCUACUUUCCGACGGGAGCGGCGAGGCCGAAGAAUCAUCUCUGAUGAUAAUGAGCCUCCUAAGCGUUCUUCGUCAUCAUCAUCGUCGUCAUCCUCAUCAUCUUCUUCUUCUUCCUCUUCGUCCUCUUCUUCAUCUUCAAGCAGCCGAUCAGCAAGUCCUAGUCUUAAGUCUAUUUCAAGUGCAAGUAAUCUGAGUUCAGAUUCUAGUAGCAGCUCUGAAAGCAGUGACACUGAAGAAGAGCCUGGCUCUACUGUUGAUUCUGCAAAUGAGCGGCUUGCUAAGAAACUUGCUCUCCUCGAUCCUGAAGAUCUAGAACUUCUCAGAACAUUCAGAGAGAGUACGCCUGAAGGAAGCCAUACCCCUAUUCCUGACGAUGAUUCAGACACAUCAGAUAGAGAAAUGGUCUACAGCAAAUUCGGUUCUGUAUCUCAUGUUGACGAAUCUACGGACGACGCCUCUGAAACGGAAGAGGCCAUGGCAGCACUUGAUGAUACGAGAACACCGGCACAUACAACUCAAUCAUUAGCUGUCGCAGUUUCUAGCGCAACAAAGAGUGCAGCGAGUGUGGACACCAGUGUAACUCUGACAGCAUCAUCUCCAGCUCUCAGUCAUGGUUCUCCUACAUCACAUGAAAGAUCACCUCUUGCAGAUGUCAGCAACUCUGAUUCAUUUGCAAUUGAGGCACUUAUGGCUUUGGCUGGGUCUGAUCAAAAGACUUCAACCAAAAUUGGUCCUGAAAUAGUAUCUGGUAUCCGCAAGAUUGAAAAAACUGUCGAUGAUGAUAGGAGGCUUUCAUCUAACAUCAAUGGUGUGUCUUCUACUCUCUCUAAAAACAACACUAGCAAUAGAAAGGGGCCUGCACCCCCUCUGUUUGUGGAAGAUGCCAGGUCAAAGUGGGAAAAUGCAUUUGAUGAGAACAAACCAUUCAACCAAAGGGGCUAUGAAAGAGAUGUGGAUCGAUAUGGUGAAAUAUCCCAUGUUCCACAAACUCAAAUAUCAUUGGAACAUUCCUACUCCCUCCCACCAGAAAGAGACCCCUCUAGUUCUCCACCUAAUUCAAAUAAACAUUCUCACAAAUUAUUUAAUCAUGAUCAUGGAUACACUUCAAAGAGUGCUGUUCCAACAAAACCUCUUACUCCUAUACUGGAUGAUAACUACUCUGGUUAUAAAGAAAUCGCACCCAAGAAGCGGUCUCCCAAGAAGCCACAGAGAAGAGCAGAAAUUGAUAAGUUAUUACAGGCCAACAAAUUGUUCAGGCAACCUGUUUUUGUACCUGAAAAACCGGUUGUGUUUACUGAGAGAUCAACAAUGGAAGAAAUGCAGGUUCUUUAUGAAUUCUUGACCAAGGGAAUUGAUCCCGAGGACAUGAACUAUCUGAAGAGGAGUUAUGAUUCCAUGCUUGCCAGCGAUGCUGCUGGGUAUUGGCUCAAUGAUACCCAUUGGGUUGACCAUUGUGCUACUGACCUGUCAUCUUCUCCAUCUAAAAAGCGUAAGCGAGAUGACGUUCGAUUACACACUACAGGCAGUGCAAGAACUGAGGGUUAUUAUAAAAUGGAUGUUAAGGAGAAGAUGAAGUACAAGUAUCACUUUGCUCAAUCCGUUCAACCAGCACAAGUUACAGCUGAGGACCCUAUGAAAAAUAUCAGUGCAAAGAUGCAAUCAUCAUCAAGAGAAGCUAGAAAUAACCAGCGCAGGUUGCUUAAUGCCUUUGGACUUGUAACUGACAGUGAUCUGCUGAAAUUUAACCAACUGAAGUUCCGCAAGAAACAAUUGAGAUUUGCCAAAUCUGGUAUCCAUGACUGGGGCCUGUUUGCCAUGGAACCUAUUGCUGCUGAUGAAAUGGUGAUUGAGUAUGUUGGCCAAAUGGUACGACCUAUUGUGGCAGAUAAUCGUGAACGCCAAUAUGAAGCUACUGGAAUUGGAUCAUCAUACUUAUUCCGUAUCGAUGUAGAAGCCAUCAUUGAUGCUACCAAGUGCGGGAAUCUUGCUCGCUUUAUUAAUCACAGUUGUAAUCCCAACUGUUACGCUAGAGUCAUUACCAUUGACAGUCAAAAGAAAAUUGUAAUCUAUUCUAAGCAACCUAUUGGUGUCAAUGAAGAGAUAACAUAUGACUACAAGUUUCCUUUGGAAGAUGAAAAGAUUCCUUGUUUGUGUGGAGCUUCACAGUGCAGGGGUACCCUCAAUUAGAUUAGUUACCUCUAUUUAUAUUUCGCAAAUGUUUUCUGCCUUCAUUCCCAUUUUGUUGGAAUCAUUUGCCCAUUCGGUCUCUGAUUCAAUUUACAUGAUGCACUUUCUUUCGGAUUGCAUUCUUGAGAAUGGUAAACUAGUGCUCCCUUGAUUGUGUUAGUAUUGGUAGAUAAAAAAGGUGAAAUCGUUUUCUUAAAGCAUUUGCCCCAAAAUGUUUUGGAAUGUAAGAAUAAGUUAGUCUAUUGCUUCAGCAAGUCUGUGAUAUUACCUAAGUAGUUGCAUUAAUGCUACAUUGUAUGCAACAUUUUAAAUAGUAAACUGUAUGUCAUCUUUCCCUAUUUUCACCAGCAGAUCUUUUUUCUCAUUUUUUUUCUUUGUAUGUGUGAGAAUGAUGUGGCAUAUGUAAUUUUUGUUGUUCUUUUGAUGGUGUAAGUGUAAAUCAAUGUUUCUGAGAAUUUUUUACUUGCUUUGACUCUGAUUAUGAUUCAGUUUGGAAUAACUGUCAUUUGUUUCAUGAAGUUCAGCUACACAGUACUAACUGUUAAAAUUUCCGGGCCACAUCAGUAAAAUUAUUGUGAAAACUGAAUUAUAAUUUCCUUUGACAUGUAUUCAUACCUGUAUACGUGCUUUCCAUAAUUGUUGAAAUGUGGAAAAAAUGAAUUACCUAGCAUGGCUUUAGUCAUUUCCAUCAGAUGUGUUAUUUAUUUUGUGUGCCAUUGUGAAAUUUUGCAUGAACUAUCUCUUAAGAAUAACUUGCGUGUUGUGCCUUUUUCUUAAUUAUGAAUAGAAAAGCAUUUUACUAAGAUGCAAUUGUCUAGGAAUUGGCAUUCUGUUUUGUAUGAUAGUUUGCAUUGAUUGUUUCUUAUUCCUGCAAAUCAUGUCCUGUUCUAGACAGUCGAACCCUGUGAUAUUUCUGUGUGACUGUAUUAGGUACAAACAUUGCUGAUUUCACUCUUGACAAGGAGCCUUAAGAGGUCAUCUGGACUAAGAAUCUCAAAAACCACAAGUUUUGAUGUUAUCAAGGAAUUCCCUUAAGUUGCAGUUAAAACUUUGCUCAAACUUGUAAGUGUUGCCAGGAUUUUUCAACUAAUAAUUUAAGUUAAAUUAUCCUCUCCUGUCAACAGUUCCUUCACUAUAGCCAAGUCACAUGGUUAAGACAGUGGGGCUUGUUCUGUUUAAAUCAAGCGGUAGAGUUUUGUCAUGGGCUUACCUCUGAUCUUUACCUUGGCUAUUUCAUUUCUGUGUAUGAAUGAGCCAUUUGGCCUCUGUAAUUCAGUAUUAAUAAUGAAGUGGUACCUAGGGUUGACUGCCAACAAAUUAUGAAAGUACUUGGCUCAUGACAGAUUCGUAUCAAAUCAUUGCUCUUCCACUCUCAGGGUCUUAUGUGUACAUAUGUAAUUAUAAAGUAGAGUAAACAAAAAAUUCGAGUCAUCCCUUUAGAGGUUUCUCAUGCACGUGGCAUAAGCUCAUGAAUGAAAAACAUCUUCAGAGAAUUUCUAGCUUAGCUUUUUUAAGUUUGCUGGUUGUUGUAAUAAUAUUCCUUUUUUUAAAAAUAAAUUCUGUGAGAACUUAUUUUAUCUUAACAGAAACUUUAGAAGCUUUUGUUGAGUGCAGUGUUAGUGAGUAUGUGAUUUCAACUGCACAUUAACUUGCUGUUGGAAAUCAUAUUGUUAAAAUUAUUAAGUCUGCUACAAAGAGUCUGGUGUUGAUAGAUGAUCAGGUUGAAACAACAUCCCUCCUUGAUUGUGUUGUUUGUACUUCUUUGACUGUUUACUUUCAUAAAUAUUCAUAUGAACUAUUGUACAGUAAAUUUAUUUAUAGGUAACCCUUCACACUUAAAUACUGUUUUUUAUAAUGUUAGCUGUGAAAUUGUACAUAGACAUACCAAUCAUGAUUGUAUAUUUUCUGUGGUCUCCCUUUGUAAGGGAUGAACAUACAAAUAUUAAAAAAACAAAUUUACAAGAAA